Molecule: messenger RNA, 2298 nt
Organism: Egretta garzetta (little egret)
Lineage: Eukaryota; Metazoa; Chordata; Aves; Pelecaniformes; Ardeidae
Product: solute carrier family 25 member 39
Exons: 8
Coding region: 1200-2291 (363 amino acids)
Biological process (GO): mitochondrial transmembrane transport
Source: RefSeq, a predicted model, not a curated record
CUGCCUGGGGCAGCGCAGGGGUCUCCGGCCAGCCCCCCCGUCAGGCCGCGAGCAGCCCACGUGGAUGUCUCGGCUGGCAGAGCCGGUGGGGGGGGAUUUCUCAGUCGUGAGCGUGGGGCCAUCGCGAGGUGGCAGGUUACCAUGGGCCCCUCGUCCUGACGGGCUCAGGGGGCCCUGCUGGGGGAGCCGGGCUCUGGUGCUUGGCUCCAUCCUUCCCCGUUCACGGCCCCAUGCUGACGCCAAGCGGGGUCAGUGCUGUGCCUGGCAGCCCCCUGCCCGCCCAGGAGUGGGGUGGAAGGGCUCAGCCUGCUCCAGCUGCCUUGCUCUUUUCCUUGCUGCCUUUGUGUCCAUCUCCGCGCUGCUCCCCACAGCCCCCCACUGGGCAGGAGAGACCCUGUGGGCUCUGCCCCCCAUCUGUCCCCCUCCCUGCAGGGGCUGCAGGCUGGGGCUGGUCCCGGUCCCAAGGGACUGGUUUGGUGACAGUAGGGACUGCUUGGAAAGUGGCUGUGGGGGCAUCCAGCCCAUUCACCCACAGAGCUCUCCCGCUGCCCAGCUCAGAGCUGUGGAACACCUGCGUGCCCCAGCCCAGAGGGGUGGCACAUCCCCCGUGUCAUCGCUCAGCAUGUCCCUGUUGUGUGUUUCAGCGUUGCCAGUGCAGUCUGUGCCCUGGGGCACUCAGCAGGCCACAUGUGAGUACGCCCGGGACCCUGGGCAGGUCGCGCCGACAGCAGCUUUGCUUUCCCAAGCCUUGACCCUGGUUUUCUUCCCUGCUGGUGGUGGCUUAGGCUCCUCUGGCUGGGAGGAUGUCCCGCUCUGGUGUGGGGGCUGCAAUCGUCCCCAGCCCCGCAGCUGUUCCUGCAGCCCUGCUUUGGGGCUGGCCGUGCAAUGUCCCUGCGGGGUCCUUGCCCAGGGGGUCUGCUAGGGGUCUGUUGUGCAACAGGCCUGGCUGUCUGCAGUCCCCCUGUCCUUGCCCUGACUUGUCACCCUGCCUUGUUGCUACAUCAAAGUCUCCUUGGAUCUCUGCCGCCCCGCUUGCAGCCUGGUGUCCCUGCGCCUGGUGCCCUGGCCCCAUGGAGAGUGCGGAAGGGGAACCAUGCUGGCUCCCUGCGGUGGCACCCCUGCUAUGCCAGGGCAGCAGAACUGACACCAAGUAAACCUCUCCUGCUGCCAGCAAUAGCUCGUACCAUGCCUCUGUCCUUAUGGUGUGGCCAGAUGCCCCCUACCCCAUGGGUCUGGCCAGGGUCAGACCCUUGCUGGAGGGUUGUCCCUCUCCUGGCCUUGGUCUGGGGCUGCUCCCUCACUGGCCUCAGACAUUGAGGGUUUGGCUCACUCCCGGAGAGAUGAUGGUUUUGGGGAUCAAAUGGGCUGGGCAGAGGGGAAGGGUCCCCUGUCUAACAGCGAUGGUGUUGCCUCCCACCCCAGGGAAGUGUUUCCUGUACUGCAAUGGGCUCAUGGACCAUCUGUACGUCUGCCAGAAUGGCAACGGCUGCACCGCCUGGUACAAGGCCCCCACCCGCUUCACCGGCACGCUGGAUGCCUUCAUGAAGAUCACGCGCUACGAGGGCAUCAGGUCUCUGUGGAGCGGCUUGCCCCCGACCCUGGUCCUGGCUCUGCCAGCCACUGUCAUUUAUUUCACCACCUACGACCAGCUCCGGGACUACCUGCACGCUCGGACGGGAAGCCGGGGGCACCACAUCCCCUUGCUGGCCGGGGCCCUUGCCAGGCUGGGUGCCGUGACGGUCAUCAGCCCCUUGGAGCUCAUCCGCACCAAGAUGCAGUCCCGGCAGCUCAGCUACCGGGAGCUGAGCAUCUGCAUCCAGUCGGCAGUGGCUCAGGACGGCUGGCUGUCCCUCUGGAGGGGCUGGGGACCCACUGUGCUGCGAGACGUCCCCUUCUCGGCUCUCUACUGGUUUAACUACGAGCUGGUGAGGGAAUGGCUCUGCGGACAGGCCCGGCUCGAUGAGGCCACGUUCAUGAUCAGCUUCGCAUCUGGGGCCAUCUCCGGGACGGUGGCUGCGGUGCUGACGCUGCCCUUCGACGUGGUGAAGACCCAGCGGCAGAUAGAGCUGGGGGACAGCGAGGUGCACCCAGGCACAGCCUCCAAGCCUUCCUCCACCUGGCUACUCAUGCGGCGCAUCCAUGCUGAAUCUGGCACCCGGGGGCUCUUUGCAGGCUUCCUGCCCCGAGUCAUUAAGGUGGCACCCGCCUGCGCCAUCAUGAUCAGCACCUACGAAUUUGGCAAGACCUUUUUCCAGAAGCUGAACCAGGAGCGGCGGCUGCGUGCGUUGUGAGCUGGGG